CUCCCGGGAAUCGAACCCGGGUCCCGCUCCGGGUCCGCCCAUCGCCCUCUGCCCUUCCCCGCCGCCAUGCCGGGCCUCCGCCGCCUCCUGACCCUGCUGCUGCUGCUCGCCGCGCUCUGCCCGCCCGCCCUCAGCCUCCGCCAUGACCCCUCCAAGAUCGCCGUGGUGGGCGGCGGGAUCGGCGGCUCGGCCGCCGCGUAUUUCCUGCGGCAGAAGUUCGGCCGCAGCGUGCAGCUGCACGUGCUGGAGAAGGCAGCGCUGGGCGGCCGGCUGGACACGCUGGACAUGGAGGGGGCCGGCUACGAGGUAGGGGGGUCCGUGAUCCACCCUGUCAACCUGCACAUGAAGCAUUUUGUCAAGGAGUUGGGCCUCAUGUCCACCACACACGAGGGCAGCCCCUCAGGUGUUUACAACGGGGAGGAAUUUGUGUUUGAGGAGAGCAGCUGGUCCUUCAUCAACCGCCCCAAAAUGCUGUGGCACUACGGCCUCAACCCCCUGCGCAUGUCCAUGUGGGUGGAGGACAUCCUGGACAAGUUCAUGAGGAUCUACCGGUUCCAGAUGCACGACUACGCCUUCAGCAGCAACGAGCGCCUGCUGCACGCCCUGGGAGGCGACGACUUCACGCGCCUGCUCAACCAGACCAUCGACGAGGCCAUGCAGAAAGCAGGCUUCUCCCAGAAAUUCAUCAACCAGGUGGUGUGCCCGGUCAUGAGGUUUGCUUAUGGCCAAGGGGCUGGUGUCAAUGGCUUUGUAGCUAGUCUCCUUGUGGGCUGGUUGCAGUCAGGCCUUUGGUCUGUGAAAGGGGGGAACAAACUCGUGUGCUCCGGCCUCAUCUACUCCGCCAAGGCCGAGGUUAUCCCGGGAACAGUCGUGUCCAUAGAGCCAAAAACCAGACACAAGCGUGGCGGGGACCCGGUGAAGCUCUACGAGGUCACCUACAACACGUCCUCGGGGCUCACAGCGGACACCUACGACAUCGUCGUCAUCGCGGCCCCGCUCGGCCGCAAGAUGGCCAACAUCACCUUCCGCAACUUUGACCCUCCCAUCCCAGAAUUCCUGAAUCCUUACCACCAGACCGUCACCACCUUGGUGCACGGGCGCUUGAACACCUCCUUCUUUGGCUACCAGGACCCCCAGGCUUUUCACUUUGGGGCCAUUUUCACCACGGACAGCCCCAAACUGUUCAUCAACAGCUUGAACCUGGAGCCUCCCGUUGGGGACACGGGCACGGGCGGGAAGCUGCCGUCGCCGUCGGCCGUCUGGAAGGUGUUUUCCAACGAGGAGCUGACCAAGGAGCAGCUCAAUUUGCUCUUCUCCUCUUACGACUCGGUGAAGGUGAAGCCAUGGUUGGCGUGUCCACAGUACAGCGCUCCUGAGAAGUUCCCUCCUAUUGUCCUGCACGAGCAGCUCUACUACCUGAACGGGCUGGAGCACGCCGCCAGCGCCAUGGAGAUGAGCGCCAUCGCCGCCCGCAACGCCGCCCUGCUCGCCUUCCACCGCUGGCACGGCCACAGCGCCCGCGUCGACCAGGAGGACCUGCACGAGAAGCUCAAAACGGAGCUCUGACACACCCCCAGGGCUUAAGGAACACCAGUGAGCUCUGUGCUGCGCCUCUCCAAGGAGGUGAUUCGUAGGAUCAUGGGAUCCUUACAGCUGGAAGGUCCUUAAGAUCAUCACCUUCAAGAUCUUCAAGAACAUCAAGACCUUUGAGACCAUCAAGAUGCCAUAAUUAACUCUAAUGAACUCCAUACUUGGUCCUUCCAUGGACGAGUUUCAUAGGAUCAUGGGAUCCUUAAGGUUGGAAGAUCUUCACAAUCAUCAAGAUCUUCAAGAUCAUCAAGAUGCCGUAAUUAACUCUAAUGAACUCCAUACUUCGCCCCUCCAAGGAGGUGUUUCGUGGGAUCCUUAAGGUUGGAAGAUCAUCAAGACCUUCAAGAACAUCAAAACCUUCCGCGACUUUCAGGAUCUUCAAGACCUUCCAAGACUUUCAGGAUCUUCAAGACCUUCCAAGACUUUCAGGAUCUUCAUGACCUUCAAGAUCAUCAAGACCUUCAAGAUCAAGACCCUCAAGUCCAACCAUCAGCCCAACCGUGUUCACCAUCAACGAUCUCCUCAAGUGCCGCGUCCAUGCGUUGUUUGGACGCUUCCAAGGGUUGAUGACUCUGUCACAACCAAGGCUGCACAACCCUUCCUUCUGUGACAAAAUUCUUCCCAAUCUCUCAUCUUGAUUUCCCCUGGUGCCACCUGGAAGCUCUCUGGCCAACUCCCGAGGGGGCAGGAGCAGUGAAGUGUUCCCAAGUAAGCCGGGACACUUUCCUCAUGCAAAUUCCUGAGUUUUCCUCAAACUGCUUGAUUUAUCUCUGUCUGAGAUUAGAGAAUUCAUUAAAAGUGCCAUAUUGACCCCUAAA
This is a messenger RNA of Haemorhous mexicanus (house finch), 2408 nucleotides long. Its product is annotated as prenylcysteine oxidase 1-like. NCBI's taxonomy places the organism in Eukaryota, Metazoa, Chordata, Aves, Passeriformes, Fringillidae. Gene Ontology annotation, molecular function: prenylcysteine oxidase activity. Gene Ontology annotation, biological process: prenylcysteine catabolic process; prenylated protein catabolic process. The transcript is spliced from 6 exons. The record is from RefSeq and is a predicted model, not a curated record. The coding region runs from base 67 to 1566 and encodes 499 amino acids.